UCGACGUCACACCGCCUCUUCCGGGAUGGUUCCUGUUUUGAUUGUAGCAACGUUGAAAGGUUGAAAUAGGUAGCUAGCUGCCAAAUCAUUGUUCUUACAGUCGGUUUGAUUUUGGAUUUUUACCAGCUAGAGCAAUAUUAGCCAAUCCUAAUUCCCUGGCUCAUGACUCUCUACACGUGUCGACAUGGACAACCGAUGUUAUUGUUGUGCAUCGAAGUUCAGCCUCUUCAAGAAGGAGCUGGGCUGUAAGAGCUGCGGCCGCUCCUUCUGCUCCAGCUGUUUGACUUUCAGUGCUGUGGUGCCUCGCUGUGGCAACACCCAGCAGAAGGUCUGCAAACAGUGCCAUGCUAAUCUGACAAGUGGGGAACCUCCGAACAAUGCUGGAAAAUGGUCUCCUCCUGAAAAUUACAAAAAACGGGUCGCUGCACUUGAGGCCAAACAGCAGGCACAGUCGACGCAGCCUUUUGCACAUGGAGGCAAUAGAAACAGCAAAGCAGGCCAUCUACCAACCAAAGGCCUGAGUAAAGAAGAUCAGGCUAUUGCUGAAAGACUUCAAAAGCUAAAGGAGGACACUGCGCCAAAGUCUAUCCCGUCUGAGAAAGAGCUUGAGUCUCGUCUUGCUGCUCUGAAAGCCCCCAGCCGGCCAGUGCCUUCCACAGGGGAGAUGGAGGACCGUCUGGCAGCUCUACGGGGUCAGCUUCCACCAUCUCAAGCUCCUCCACCUGUGCACCAGCCUCCAGAUAACAGGACUCAGACUGAACAAGCCAAUGAUCUGAUUACUCAGAUGACUGAGGAAGUUGCCAUAGACAACCAACAAUCAAAUCCUGAAUGCAGUGUGGAUGGCCGUAUGAAUGAUCUCAACAAGGGGGAGGGGGGAGCAUUGGAUGAGAAUUUGGAGGAGAACCAGGAUUCGGUCAAGCAGCUGGAGACAGAGAAGGCCCAUCUGCUGGAGGAGGCCAUGGAAGAGCUGAGGAAGGAGCACCAUUCCCAGGAUCAAGUCCUCCACAUGGCCAAGAGGCUGGCGCAGCUGAAGGGGCAGGACCCAGACAAAGUCACUAUGGAGGAUUUUCAGCAUCCUGACAGUGAUGAGGAGACUGAGGAGGAAGCUGUGAUGAGAGUGUUGAAACAGCUGUCUGAAGAGGCUGCUUUGGAUGAAGCCAGUGGCUACAACAUACCAUUAGAACAGAGUGGACCCAAGAACACAGAAAAGAAAAAAACAUCUAAGAAACCGGCUCCAAAGAGUAGGAUUUCACCGGCUGCUGUUGCACAUCAGCCAUCAGAUAGUGAUGAAGAAGAGCUUCCAUGGUGCUGCAUCUGUAACCAAGACGCCACCCUUCGUUGUCACACCUGUGAUGGAGACCUAUACUGCAACCGCUGCUUUAGGGAAGGCCAUGAUAAAUAUGACAGGAUGGAGCAUCGCACCACUAACUACACUGCACCAAAGAAGAAGAGGAAGACAUGAUAGUGAGAGUGUGCUGUAGGUGUUUGCCUUAUCAGGCUCUGGUCAGUCCUCGCUGUUAGACUUGUGCUUUAGACUUAAGUGACCUAUUAGUGUUAAUAAAACAGUGUCUCAAAAGAUUUAAACACUACCUAUUAUCUAAAGAAAGCCAGAACCCUUAAUCUUAACCUCACUUUAUCCAAUUUGCCCAAAGUGGCUACAAAUAUGCAUCUAAGUAGACCACAGGAGGAGCAGCAUCUGCUUUCUGUAACUGCUAACAGGGCUUCAAAUGAACUGAACAAAUCAAAAACGAGCUGUAACAUUUAUGGCAAAGCAAAGACUAGAAAAUAGACAUACACCUUAAUGUAAAUGUAAUACAACUUGUAUAAUAUGAAAAACAUAGCUCCUAUUUUUUUCUGUAAUGUAUAAAAAUAGAUGUAUGUAAAUCUCGCAGAGGCUGCUAAACAGUGUUGGUAUUUUAGCAAAACACAGCACAGCUUCUGCACACAGAAAAGUUUUAAACUGUCCCAUGAAUAAGAAACUGUAAGGUUUUUUUUAUGUCACUUGUCCUACUUCCCAAAGGCAACAAAGGCUUAUCUUAGAUGCACUUUACACACUUUUUUUUUUAUUUUGACAUCACAUGCAGAAAGCAGACACAUCAUGAGCUCAUCUGGGAUGAUGUACAAUCCCAGACUGCUGUCAGCUCUGGACUGAAGAAGUACAGAGGAGUCAGUAUAAAAGGAUUACUGAGGGCUUUGUUUUCUUUUGGCAGGCACUGCAGUCACUCUUGUAAUCUAUGUUUGGCUGCAAGUCCGACACGAGUAUUGCCUUUCUCGUCCUUGCGUGUAAUUUUAUUAUAAAGGAUGCAAAAGUGUUAGGCGCUGUGUCACGUCUUUAGGGAACACUUCUUUUUAGUUAUAUUUUUAACACUAAAGCCUUUUUUUCAUCACUUGGAUGAAAUGUCCCCGGCUGGCAGGUCUUGUCAAAAGCGUAGUCUUACAAUAUGGAUGGCCUCUGCGUGAUAGAAGAGAAGCAAACGUGUAAGUGGGGGGUAAACCAAGCAAAUUACUGUAAUGGAACUCUCGGCCGAAAGACCCUCUAUAUGUGACAGACGGAAGGCCAGAGUGCAGUUUCAUCAGUAUGCAUUACUGUCAAGCUAACUGAGGAGAAGCCAUAAUUACACUCUCCUCUGGGGGCUCGCUCCAUUAAGGUUUGCAUUGAGGCCGUUACUGUGUUUGCCUUUUCUGGCCAUGUCAGACACACACCACAGACAGGAAAUGGAUGAGGAUAAUGGAUGCAUACUUAAUGGACCUUCCUGCUGCUGAUUUCACUGUGUUUACUCCUAGACCAGACAUGUCAACGUGUCCUUUGUUUCCAUCACACUGUUGAAAAGUGUACGCCAGAAAACAGAAGCUUGUAUUCUGGGAAUGAUGUGCUGACAGCUGUGCUACAGUAAGGCCUUGUAGUUGUCUCUGGACAGUAGGACAUAAUCAUUCUUUAAGGGUGUUUUAGAGCAGUAAUAAAGGACAAUAACAUGAUAGUUUAAUUGGUACUUUAAAUGGAUAGGUGUAAUGGACAUGUCAAUAUUUAUUUGUAUGUGUUAAAUGAAUAAUACCCGAUGAUACGGUACUGUCGGUCUGUCACUUUGUUGAAAAUCAGGUGUAACCAUUUUUUUUAUAAUUCAUGAACAGCCUUGUCUUGAAAAUGUUCAAUUUUAUUUGGACAUACAACACUGUUAUCAGAACAAAAAAUAUUUAUGUACAUAAAUAGGCAACCGAAAAUGUACAGUCGUACAUAAACAAAACAGUCCAUCUGAGUAAUACAGUCAGUACAGCUUUAAUCACAUGUGCAUUAUUGGUAUGUUUAUGGGAGACAAAAUGUUAUAGCAGUCCAUAAAUUAAAAUGAAAUAAUAAUAAAAAAAAUCCAUU
This is a messenger RNA of Morone saxatilis (striped sea-bass), 3367 nucleotides long. RefSeq names its product zinc finger, FYVE domain containing 19 (gene zfyve19). The record is from RefSeq and is a predicted model, not a curated record. The transcript has 11 exons. Gene Ontology annotation, cellular component: centrosome; cleavage furrow; midbody. Gene Ontology annotation, biological process: abscission; mitotic cytokinesis checkpoint signaling. Lineage: Eukaryota; Metazoa; Chordata; Actinopteri; Moronidae. Bases 185 to 1462 code for a protein of 425 amino acids. Gene Ontology annotation, molecular function: phosphatidylinositol-3-phosphate binding; metal ion binding.